This is a messenger RNA of Zea mays, 1010 nucleotides long. RefSeq lists its product as uncharacterized. The transcript is spliced from 2 exons. The coding region runs from base 24 to 557 and encodes 177 amino acids. Lineage: Eukaryota; Viridiplantae; Streptophyta; Magnoliopsida; Poales; Poaceae. The record is from RefSeq and is a predicted model, not a curated record.
AGGAGUUCAGAGGCAGGGAGACCAUGCGUCGGGACUGGGACCAUGAUGAUGAUGAAGAUUUUCACCAGCAUAGGCAUCAGGGCACUCGUCGGCAGCGUAGCCUCUCUGGGUGGGUGCGUUCCUCGCGAUGCCGUGGUGGUGUGGAGGACUGCUACAGCUCGAGUGGAAGAUACAGGCCAUCCACUCCUUUCCGGCGUAGGGGGAUGGGGAUGGGGCAGCCAGGGCGCUGGACUCCCAAGAUAAAGAACAAAAAGGUCUCUUUUGCAGAUCCUGUCAUCACUGCUAUCUGGCCUACAGAUGUUUCUAAAGGGCACAUCUCUGCUGAAAAUUCCAUUUCACUGGGAGGUAUGGAUCUUGGCACUCAAGCUAUGGAGGAAUACCAAUGUUCUGCACAUCCCAAGAUUGAAGGCCUUUUCUCAAGACCUCUCAGCAAGGAUCAAAUGGAGGCAAUUAUGGAGCUGGCAAAUCAAGGGAAGGGGAAGAAAGGGAGCAAGCUCAGGGGCUACAAAGUGGCGCCACUUAAGGCUCCCAUAAUCAAGGCUGCUUCGGGAAUAUGAGAUGCUCAUCGUGUUGGAGUUAUCAGUGGUUUCCAGUUUUUAUAUUAUGUGUCUGAAGUUGUUCCUACCUUCCUCUUGUCUAGGGGUAGAGCAUGGUGUGUUGCAGCCUCUUUUGCCAGACUUUUGGCUGCUGCUUGAUAUUUGGUGGUCCUGUUGGUGGUUUUCGAACCAUUCGAUCUCGACCCCCACUCAUCUGUAUCGUACUAUUUUAUGGCUGGAACUAAUUUGUGUGUUGUGGGUCAUGUGUUUCUGUUCUUCAAUAUUGGUGGUGAUCAUGGCUGCUAGUCGGCAUCAGAUGUUAAUUAUGUUAUCGCCUUUAUGUGGCAAUGUCUGUUCAAGUGGAGAAAUGGUUACUAUCCAAUGAAUACAAAUUGCUGUAUUUUUUCUUGGAAUGUGAGAGGUCUGAAUGAUCCCGCUAAGCGAGAAAGUGUGAGGCAAACAAUUCUUUCUACG